AUGCUUUUUACCUACACAGCGCUUAUUACAAAAGCUGUGCAGAUGGGAGUAGUAGGCAGGCACGUCUUUGCCAUUGAGAACGAGGAAAUUGUACCGCCUGCCUUGAAGCUCGUCUACAUCAGUUUCGUGAUUAUUAUCAUUGGCUGCGUUCUUAGCAAGACAUCCUUUGCCAUCACCCUUCUUCGGAUCGUGACCAAAACAUGGAUGAAAUUUCUGUUGUGGACGAUCAUCGUCACCAUGAACGCAAUCAUGUGGCUCUGUGCAAUCUGCUAUCUUGCUCAGUGCAGGCCUGCGUCAGCACUUUGGAAUACCAAGCUCAUGGCAACUGCCAAGUGCUGGCCCACCAGUGUAUUUGAGACUAUUGCCCUCACGGCGGGAGCAUACUCCGGAUGUAUGGACUUUAUUCUUGCUCUCUUUCCAUGGGUAUUACUAUGGAAACUUCAAAUGAAGAAGCGUGAGAAGUUUGGAAUUGCCAUUGCCAUGAGCAUGGGUGUCUUGUGA
This is a messenger RNA of Penicillium atrosanguineum, 501 nucleotides long. RefSeq lists its product as uncharacterized. The transcript has a single exon. The record is from RefSeq and is a predicted model, not a curated record. NCBI's taxonomy places the organism in Eukaryota, Fungi, Ascomycota, Eurotiomycetes, Eurotiales, Aspergillaceae. Bases 1 to 501 code for a protein of 166 amino acids.